This is a messenger RNA of Camarhynchus parvulus, 2029 nucleotides long. It is a transcript of the gene IFT43, whose product is annotated as intraflagellar transport 43. NCBI's taxonomy places the organism in Eukaryota, Metazoa, Chordata, Aves, Passeriformes, Thraupidae. The transcript is spliced from 9 exons. The record is from RefSeq and is a predicted model, not a curated record. Bases 2 to 610 code for a protein of 202 amino acids. Gene Ontology annotation, cellular component: cilium; intraciliary transport particle A. Gene Ontology annotation, biological process: intraciliary retrograde transport.
GAUGGAGGCUGAGCCGGAGCGAGCGGAGGCGCCGCGGAGCGGCGGCGUCGCCGGGGUACUAAAGAUGGGCCGUCGAGCCCGCCAGGACCUCUUUGCAAGUGAAAAACUCAGCACGAAGAAUUCCCCGUCUGCUUCUCUUGGAGAGGUUCCACCACCUAAACCCCCACGCCGGCAAGGAGGCUGGGCAGAUGAUCCUGUGCAGGCAUCUACCAAGUCAGGAAGAAAGCAUGCAGAAGAAGUGGAAGACCAUCGUCUCAGACAGCAGAGCCUGGAGGCAUCAGAUGAUGGAGGAGACAUUCCUGUGAUCCCUGACUUGGAGGAAGUCCAGGAGGAAGAUCUGGCCAUGCAAGUGGCAGCUCCCCCCAGUGUGCAGGUGAACCGAGUGCUGACCUACCAUGACCUGGACAAAGAUCUAAUGAAAUUUUCUGCCUUCCAGAGUCUGGAGAUAGACCUGAAGCUCCUCACCAAAGUUUUGGCUCCAGAGCAUGAGCUACGAGAGGAUGAUGUCAGCUGGGAUUGGGACCAUCUCUUCACAGAAGUGUCAUCAGAGCUAGUGACUGAGUGGGACCUGGGACAGUCGGAGAGGGAGGACCACCCCAGUCUCCCAUAGAGCUCUGACACACCAGAUGUCUCAUACAUCCAUCUCCUGUAAAUAGUUAAGCACCUAAAUUUUCUAUUCACUUGUUUGUAUUUGAGAAUUUACUUCAGACAUGAAAAUAAAUAGGACCUUGCUUCAUAGAAAAAUUGUCUUGGGAGAAGUUUGGGUUAUUUUUUAAUAAGAAUUUUUGUUCUCAAAAGAAAUUAAGAAUUCUAAACACAAUAAAAUAUUUACUUAUAAAGAGUCAUUCCACCUCAAUAGCACCUCUGCAGAUAACUGCAAUGGUUGAUCUUUUCUUUGUGGAAACGCUGUCUCUCUGGAGUGGACCAUCGUACAAUGGAGUGUGGUUUGCACUGAUGGCUAUCAGAGAAGCUUGAGCUGAUUUGACUUGUUUUCAUAGGACAUCCAGGUUACCAUCUUCCUCACAAUAGACACCUCAAGCUGUCAGGAUAUCUGAUACACAUUUCAUCCAGCAGCCUUCAGCCUUUCCUUGUUAGUUUAACCUCUCUCUUGGCACAUUACCUCUGUAUUGACUCAGGAUGCAGCAUCACCUAUUAAACUGCCACUUCUUACAGCCCCUCUUUAUACCUUGAGGUUUCCCAGCUAAAUUCUGACCGGGCUUAACCUCACUUAGCUUUUGCAAACACAUGAAACCACAGCCUGAAUGGAGAUCGCUUCAGGCAUAGGUACUUUGCAAGGAAAAUGUUUAUUCCAUGUAUGUGAAAGAAUGGAGCCUGAUGCUCUCAAAUAAGAUAACUCCCUGGUGGGUGUCUCCUUGGAACCAAGUAACUCACUCUUAUUGUCAUCUAGCUAAAGAAAAACUCUUUUUGCUGUUAAUGCCUUGUCCCUGUAGAGCCAUGGUCAUUAUUUGCAGGAAACAGUAAGAUUACUUCUAAACCAAUGUCCUUCAAAGCCUUGCCCUGUUGGAGAAUCUUGCUCUAUACUUCUGGGGGGGUGCAGGUGCUAGGAGGAAGCUUGCUGUGCUGCUUUUCUUUGCUUGUUUGGUUGGUCUGACAGAGCACUGCAUUCCCACUUUUGUGACAGCAGGACAGGUCAAAUAGCUCACUGUGAAUUCACUACUCUGCAGAAUUUCAGGUGAGAGCUGACAUGCCAAACAACUUUACCAACAAAAAAGAAGGAGUUGGGCCCCACUCUGGGGCCACAAAAAUAGUGGGAGACUUAGCUGUCUUAAGGAAACUCUAAGCUUUUUACAACCAAGACAUCUGUCCUGUAACUAGAAAACUAAGUAAGGCAUAAGCUUGGGAGGCCACUGUAUGGAAGAUAAUCUGAAAGUCUUUCUCUGAGCAGAAAAACCUGUUUUGGUAGGAGCAGAAACUUCAUAGCUGAGACAGCAUCUACUUUUCUGUGACACUUAUGAUUCCUAGUCAAAAAGAAUUUAGAAUGCUUUGUACAUCCAGGAAAAAAAUUAAU